Messenger RNA from Priapulus caudatus, 453 nucleotides. RefSeq lists its product as uncharacterized. The record is from RefSeq and is a predicted model, not a curated record. Bases 127 to 429 code for a protein of 100 amino acids. NCBI's taxonomy places the organism in Eukaryota, Metazoa, Priapulida, Priapulimorpha, Priapulimorphida, Priapulidae. The transcript has 4 exons.
CUUUCGUACGACAGUGACAGUACCGCCAAAAGAAGAGAAAUUUCGGGGCUCUCCUAUUUCUAACCUAAGGCUGAUAGAUACGUUUGUGAAUAACAAAGCUUAAAGGAAAUACAUCUUCAAGUAAGCAUGCCUGCAAUUGAAGAAGUGGAGGAAACAUCUGCAGAUAAUGAGGUGGGAACCCUGAAAAAGGAGGAGAAUAUGGAUGAGGCAGGAGAUCGGAAUCACAUAUCACCAUCUCCAGAAAAGAUUGAUGACCUGUCAGAGACGAAUAAAGAUGGGGACAAUAAUCAACAUCAUCCUACAGAAAAAGAAGACAGUGAAAUGGAUGAGGAUGGUUAUGUAGACAUACUGGGAAGUGGUGACCUGAUGAAAAAGAUUGUAAAACCAGGCUGUGGCAAUGGAAACCACGGCCAGAAAGAGGGUCUCUAGUGAAGCUUCGUAUUCUGGAAAGCU